AUGCCUCAAAUCCCAGACAAGCAAUGGGCCCAGGUCGUCGAAAAAAUUGGCGGACCACCAGUCUACAAACAAAUCCCCGUCCCCAAGCCCGGACCCGACGAGGUCCUCGUGAAGAUGAAAUACACCGGCGUCUGCCACACCGACCUACACGCCAUGAAGGGCGACUGGCCACUGCAAUUAAAGCAGCCACUCGUCGGCGGCCACGAAGGCGCCGGCAUCGUCGUUGCCAAAGGCGAGCUAGCACGGGGUAUUGAAAUCGGCGACCAUGCAGGCAUCAAAUGGCUCAACGGCUCCUGUCUCGCAUGCGAGUUCUGCAAGUCUUCCGACGAGCCUCUGUGUCCUGAUGCCUUGCUUUCCGGAUAUACGGUUGACGGCACGUUCCAGCAGUACGCGAUUGGGAAGGCGGCGCAUGUGUCGAAGCUGCCAAAGGAGGUGCCGCUUGAUGCUGUUGCGCCGAUUCUGUGUGCCGGUAUCACUGUUUACAAGGGUCUGAAGGAAUCCGGUGCGCGUCCUGGUCAGACUGUUGCUAUUGUUGGGGCUGGUGGUGGACUUGGAUCGCUUGCGCAGCAGUAUGCUAAGGCUAUGGGUUUGCGGGUUAUCGCUAUUGAUGGCGGAGAUGAGAAGAGGGAGAUGUGUGAGAAGCUGGGCGCGGAGGCUUACGUUGACUUCAAGAAGAGCAACGACCUCGUUGCCGAUGUCAAGGCAGCUACUCCUGGCGGCUUGGGUGCCCAUGCCGUGCUCUUGCUUGCUGCCGCGGAGAAGCCUUUCCAGCAGGCUGUUGAAUACGCUCGCUCUCGUGGUACAAUCGUCGCCAUCGGACUGCCUGCCAAUGCGUUCCUCAGGGCCCCCGUUUUCGAUACUGUCGUCAAGAUGGUCAACAUCAAAGGUAGUUACGUCGGUAACCGCCAGGAUGGCGUUGAGGCUGUGGACUUCUUUGCGCGUGGCUUGAUCAAUGCUCCUUUCAAGACCGCCACUCUGAAGGACCUACCGGAGGUGUUCAAGCUCAUGGAGGAAGGCAAAAUUGCCGGUCGUUACGUUCUCGAGAUUCCUGAAUAG
Molecule: messenger RNA, 1056 nt
Organism: Penicillium bovifimosum
Lineage: Eukaryota; Fungi; Ascomycota; Eurotiomycetes; Eurotiales; Aspergillaceae
Product: zinc-dependent alcohol dehydrogenase
Exons: 3
Coding region: 1-1056 (351 amino acids)
Molecular function (GO): zinc ion binding; oxidoreductase activity
Source: RefSeq, a predicted model, not a curated record